AUGCGGACCCCACCGCCGAUGAUCAUCGGGAUUAUCAGUGCUCCUCUUGGGCUAGUCUUGGUAUUUGUAGCUGUGUUAACCCCACAGUGGCGCCAGGGGUCUGUUAAUCUUGGGAAAAACACAGCCAUGAAGUCUGAUGGUCUGUGGGAGUCGUGCCUGGAACUGCAGGACACCAAACAGUGCUGGCCGGUGACCACAGUGUAUCAGAGGGAUGAAAUUGUGCAGUGGUCCAGGGCCCUCAUGCUGAGCUCCCUCUUGGUCUGUGGAAUGGGGAUCAUCGUGGCCAGUGUUGGGAUACGUUGCUGGAUGGACUUCCCCCUUCGUAAUGUAGCUGGAGCUAGUGGAGUUGUCAUUAUCCUGGCUGGAUCUUUGUGUAUCACCCCACUGACUCUCUACAUGAUGUCCAUGCAGGAAAUCAGCCCUGACACCCACACCCAGUACCAAAGUGGGAGUUCACUGUACUUUGGCUGGGCUGGAAGCUGUAUUGAGAUCUUUGGAGGAAUAGCUCUCGCUCUGAGCUUCACCUGUCCAACAUUUGAGAAAUGUAGAGAGUCAGGACAAAAUGCCAAAAGACCCUAUGAGGUUGAUUACUAG
Messenger RNA from Hemiscyllium ocellatum (epaulette shark), 594 nucleotides. It is a transcript of the gene cldn23l, whose product is annotated as claudin 23-like. Gene Ontology annotation, cellular component: bicellular tight junction; plasma membrane. The record is from RefSeq and is a predicted model, not a curated record. Gene Ontology annotation, molecular function: structural molecule activity. NCBI's taxonomy places the organism in Eukaryota, Metazoa, Chordata, Chondrichthyes, Orectolobiformes, Hemiscylliidae. The transcript has a single exon. Gene Ontology annotation, biological process: bicellular tight junction assembly; cell adhesion. The coding region runs from base 1 to 594 and encodes 197 amino acids.